GCGGCCGCUGUCCCAGGGUGCUGUGCGGCUGCCGCGCGACCUCUGCGCGCGCAGGCGGGCUGGCGGAGGCAUGGCGACGGUGCGGUCGUUGCUAGGCCGGGCCGCGACUGUCGUCACCGGCGCGCACCGGGUCCUCAGGGCCUGCGGUGUCGGCUCGGCUGAGAAAUGCUUCUCCAGGGGGAUCAGCACGGAUGAGGCCCCGAAGCGGCCUCUGACCGGCUAUUUACGCUUCUUAGUAGAAAACCGUCCAGUUUUCAAGCAGAAAAACCCAGAAAUAAACAGCAAGGAGCUGCUAAUAAAAAUGGCAGGUGCUUGGAGGGAGUUACCAGCAUCACAGAAGCAGGUUUAUGAGGAAGCUAGCAAGACAGAAUGGCAAAGAUAUGAAAAAGAGAUGGCUGCAUAUAAAGCACAGCUAACUCCAGCCCAGGCUGCAGCUUUGAAAGAAGAAAGGAGUAGACAACAAGCAAAAAGAAGAUCACGGAGGAUAAAAAGAGAAUUGACUGUGCUUGGAAAACCUAAAAAACCUCGAAGUGCCUUUAACAUUUUUGUGUCAGAAAAGUUUAAAGCAAGUGAGGGAAUUUCGUCUACGGCAAAGCUGAAGAAAUUACAUGAUAUGUGGCAAAACCUGUCCAGUUCCCAAAAGCAGCCAUACAUGCAGCUUGCUGAAGAUGAUAAGAUUCGGUAUGAGAAUGAAACAAAGCUGUGGGAAGAAAAAAUGAUUCAACUUGGACGUGAAGACCUUGUCCGUUUCAGACAGAAAAACCCAAAAAAGAAAACUGCUGAAACUGCAAAGAAAGCUGAACCAGUCAAAGCUUCCUCACAUGAACAGAAGGUGAAACUGAAGUUAAAAAAAUCAGAAGAAUAAAAUGGUCAGGAAUUUUUAUAUUUUAAUCCCCUUUGGUUGUCAUGUCGUCAUUGUGCCGUGUUAAUGCUGCAGUCAGCAUUAGCACUGAAAUUUGGAAAACACAUGAAGGGCCCUAUGGAGAAGGAGGAAAGGUGAUAAGGUCAGAGAGGAUUCAGUGUCCCUCAGAACUGACUGAAAUAAUCAUUGCAGGCAUAGCCUGAACUGUACAACAAUAACUGGUUAAUCAAGCUGUGAAUAGUGAUACCCACUGGCAUCAGCAGAGCUCUCCAGCAAUGGUAGAUAACAGCUAUAGCUUUUAUAUUUUUUUUAUAAAAGCAACAAUAUUCUACGAUGUUACCAUCUAAAUUCUGUAAAUAAGAGCUGAAGUUAAUGCUGCUGUGUUUUAUUCCCUCCAUGGUAACGGUUGUGAAAUGUUCCACAUUUCAGCAGAAGGUGCAAGAAAGGUAAAAUGCUAACUUUUAUUUCAUGCAUCUGACUUUUUGUACCUAUCGGCUUGUGUAUACUACUUGCGUUGCAUUUAAUUAAAGACCAGAUGAGUUUUGUAUAAACAUAUCUUUAUUGGGCUUUUAUUCCAUGGUUUCGUUUGGACACAAGCAAACACUUUUGCCUUCCUGUUGUCACAUCUGGGACUGCCUGGAAGGAACAGAAAAUGUGUGAAAGGUUGGAACAUGGAAUUUCAAAUGUAAUAAACAGGAAUUUUCAAGA
Neopsephotus bourkii (Bourke's parrot) is the source of this 1570-nucleotide messenger RNA. It is a transcript of the gene TFAM, whose product is annotated as transcription factor A, mitochondrial. NCBI's taxonomy places the organism in Eukaryota, Metazoa, Chordata, Aves, Psittaciformes, Psittacidae. The transcript has 7 exons. The record is from RefSeq and is a predicted model, not a curated record. Gene Ontology annotation, molecular function: transcription cis-regulatory region binding. The coding region runs from base 71 to 865 and encodes 264 amino acids.